This is a messenger RNA of Nematocida homosporus, 1221 nucleotides long. RefSeq names its product F-box and WD-40 domain protein 7. The transcript has a single exon. Gene Ontology annotation, molecular function: protein binding. Bases 1 to 1221 code for a protein of 406 amino acids. The record is from RefSeq and is a predicted model, not a curated record. NCBI's taxonomy places the organism in Eukaryota, Fungi, Microsporidia.
AUGCACCGAAAGGAAAGAGUUAGAGUCUUUCCAGCCCAUGCUUUGGAAUGGGUCGCCAAACACUUAACACUUAAGGAGUUAAAAAAGGUCAUGUGUGUGUCUGAGGAGGUUAAAAGAGCAAUUGAAGGAAAUCCAGUCAUUUGGAUGCGCUAUCUACAAGGGGAAGAAGUCCUAAGAACUCCUAAGUACUUAGAAAGAGUCAAACAAGAGCACUUAUUAUCACAACGUUGGCGAGAUAAGAAAGAAGAGUAUAAAGGUCGAGUAAAGCAUCCUUUGCCCGUUGAAAUCACUAAACUAAAGAUGUUUGGUGAUAUUUUGAUUGUAUCUAGUAAUUCGGCUUUGAUUAGUGUUUUUGAUAUUAAGUUGAAUCUAUUAGCCCGUUUAUCUGGACAUAAGGGAAGUAUUUGGGCCUUUGAUUAUCGGGCGGGUUUACUCCUAACCGGUAGUACUGAUCGGACGGCUAAAGUUUGGGACUGUUUUUUAGGCGUAUGUAUUCGUACUUUAGUUGGUCAUACUUCUACUAUUAGGUGUGUUUUAUGGGCGGAUGAGUAUGUUAUUACUGGAUCAAGAGAUAGUACGUUGCGUGUUUGGGCAGUACGUACUGGUCAGUGUUUGCGUGUUUUAUCUGGUCAUAGAGAUAGUAUUAGAGAUGUUAAACGAGUUGAAGGGAAGCCUUUAGUUGUAUCUGGGUCGUAUGAUGGGAGUUGUAUUCUUUGGAAUUAUGAAACGGGAGCUGGGCUUCGGUACUUGUUGAGUAUGCCACGGCGGCUGUACAGUGUACUGGUCUUUGGGAGUUAUGUUUGCCUGGGGGGUAUGGACCAGGUCUUAAAUGUAGUGGACUUAGAAGGGAAGGUAGUAUUUAGGAGUAAAGGACAGACGGGUACUAUUUUUAAGAUAAGGAAGGAUAGAUUUAAUGUUUAUGCCCUGACAACGGAUGGAUCUUUAUCUAAAUGGGUAGAGGGGACGAGUUCUUUAGCCUAUUUGAUUGAAACGGCUACUAAAGCCAUUGAUUUUGUGGUUUUGAACCAUUAUUUAGUGAUUGGGUUAUUAGAUCGGGUGGAUUUGUACUGUAAGGAGACGGGGAAGUACGCAAGGACUAUUUGUGUGGUUGAGCAGCUCUAUGCUCUUUGGGCUAAUGAAGAGAUGUUAUUCUAUAGUGCUCGGAGUAAGGGAACCACCGAAAUAUACACUGUACAUUAUGUAGCCAAAAGAUCCACUUAA